AUGAUUACCAUUUCCAAUCAAUAGUUGAUUCCGUGUAGAUUAUAUCUCUUAAAAACGGAUAAAUUGAUUAUUAAAAAUAAACAAGAAGAGGGAUUGACAUUUACAUUCAUUUAAUAAAAGAGUAAACCAUUAAAAGUAGAAGAAUAAUGUAAGUUUGAUUGUAAAGUUGGAAAUCAUUAUUUAAUUUGUGAUAAAUUAAAUCUAAAGGCUGAAGUUUAUGUUUUUAAAAAUUAAUAUCAUAGAGAAAAAUAUUAAUCUUAAGAAGAAGAAUUUAAAGCUACAAAAUCAGAAUAAUAAUAUGAUAGUGAAGAUAUUUCUAAUGAAAAUGAUGAAAUUAUGAGUGAAGAAAUAUGGAUUUUAUCAAAAGGAAAGUAAACAACUGCUGAGACCUCUUCCACUUAUUAUUCUAAAAAAGAAAACUAAUCAACUACUUCAGAUGUUAGUGAAUAAUUAUUACCAGAAAAAAGAGGAAAACGUAAAGGCUCAGAUCCUGUGAUUUAGAAAACAGACUUUAUAAUAAAACCUAAAAUCUAAAGAGGAACUAAUUAAAAUAAUAAUUUAUUAUAAAUUCAAUAAUAUGCAUAAAUUACAUAAGAAAAAUAAAUCAUAAUCUCAUAAGAAUAAUUAUAAUUAUUAAAAAAUAAUUGGAAUGCUUAAAAGAUGAUUAAUGAAUAUCUUAUAAAUUAAUAUUCUUAUUAAUGA
Messenger RNA from Paramecium primaurelia, 702 nucleotides. The record is from the annotation of a GenBank genome assembly. Lineage: Eukaryota; Ciliophora; Oligohymenophorea; Peniculida; Parameciidae.